AUUAUGAACUGAAACAUGAGGAUGCUCACCCACCUCCAACGCCCGCAGAAGGAGCGCCGCGGCACACUCAGCACCGGGCGGGCACACGGCGGUCCGCCGCCCCCCUCAGCGCGCAAUGGGGCGGGGUUCGGCGCCGCCCCUCCCCGAGACGAUGGCGCGGGUGCUGGUGGGGGCCGCAUGAGCACGAGCCGCAGCGCGCGGGACGCCGCCUGCACUGCCGACCUGGGCGCGCAGUACGUCAGCCGGAGCGCGGGGUCGCGCGGCAGUUUCUACGAGGAGCUCCUGUCUCACGGCAUCCUGAAGCCGCUGUCUGCGCGCAUUGAGGGAUUGGUGGAGAAAGAGGGCAGCUGUGACUACGUGGCGCCUCAGGGCAUCUCCUCCGUCGUCAAGUACUUUUUGCGGCAGUCCGGUGCGGAUGUCUUCUAUGAACACCACGUAACUCAUAUCACUCUCCGAGAUGGGAAGUGGGAAGUCUCCAGGAAAAUGGGAUCACCAGAACUGUUUGAUGUAGUCAUUCUCACGAUACCUGUUCCACAAAUCCUUCAGCUGCAGGGUGACAUUGUAAACAUAAUUAAUGAAAGGCAAAAGCAGCAACUGGAAUCAGCAAGCUACUCCUCCCGCUAUGCUCUGGGACUUUUUUAUGAAGUCGGUGCACGGAUUGAUGUUCCCUGGGCAGCAAAGUACAUCACCGAUAAUCCCUGCAUACGCUUCAUCUCCAUCGAUAACAAGAAACGCAAUAUAGAUUCUCCUGAAAUUGGACCCUCAGUUGUAGUUCAUACAACGGUGACAUUUGGAAGAGAGCAUCUGGAUUCAGACCCUGCAGAGGUGCAGCAGCUAAUUCUCAGCCACCUGGAGAGCCUUGUGCCCUCCCUGCCCAAAGCAGCUAGUGUCAAGUGUCAGAAGUGGAGAUACUCACAGGUUACAAAAGCUGUGCCCAAUUGUCCAGGACAAAUGAUUCUUCAUACUCAACCUCUCCUGAUUUGUGGGGGCGAUGGAUUUACUUGUUCCAACUUCGAUGGCUGCAUAGAGUCUGCCAUGAGUCUUGCAGAGACUGUGAGGUCUCAUUUAUAACUGUUGCAGUUCACUGCUAAACAUAGUCUAGAUUUAUGAUUAAUUUUUUUUUAUGAUGGAUUGAAUUCUAGUUUAGUAUUAAAGCCACUGGCUUCUAUCUUGCAAAAAAUAAAGUAAUAAAGGAA
Messenger RNA from Gallus gallus (chicken), 1196 nucleotides. It is a transcript of the gene RNLS, whose product is annotated as renalase, FAD-dependent amine oxidase. Gene Ontology annotation, molecular function: oxidoreductase activity, acting on NAD(P)H. Lineage: Eukaryota; Metazoa; Chordata; Aves; Galliformes; Phasianidae. Bases 16 to 1071 code for a protein of 351 amino acids. The record is from RefSeq and is a predicted model, not a curated record. The transcript is spliced from 7 exons. Gene Ontology annotation, cellular component: extracellular region.